Cantharellus anzutake is the source of this 822-nucleotide messenger RNA. RefSeq lists its product as uncharacterized. The record is from RefSeq and is a predicted model, not a curated record. The annotation marks the transcript as partial. NCBI's taxonomy places the organism in Eukaryota, Fungi, Basidiomycota, Agaricomycetes, Cantharellales, Hydnaceae. The transcript has 2 exons.
CCAGUCCCUCAACCAUGGGAUUCUUCCCUUUCUUACAAUUUUUCAUCCACCUCGUGUCUCUCUUUCUUCACCGCUCAACUCGCAAAUAUCACUUUCCGCCAGUGCCGCUCCUUCGGACUUCUCCUUGGAUAUUCAGAGGACUUUUUCAAUAUAGAAACCAACCUCACCCUCCUCACGGCUACGUUGUACGGGACGUGCAAUACAGUACCAAGUCCUGAGGAAUGUGUUCAAGUGGAAAAUUGGAUGAGUGCAAAUAUGGAUGACCCGGCGGUGUGCGCGAAGGACAAAGAUAACGAGAACUCCAUCGUGCUGGAGGCUAAAGGUGGAUUCGAUCAAUACUUGAUGAUGAGAGAAGUUGGAUGUUUGGUCAACAAUCAAACAAAUGCGUAUUGUUUUGCCGAAGCAGUGGCAAAUUCGUCUCCUUCCGAUGCCUACUACUAUAAUAUACCCCUUGGUUUACCUUUGCCCCCAACGACAGUACCUUCAUGCAAUACUUGCACCCGGGAAGUCAUGAAGAUCUACGCACGGUAUGCGGAAAAUUCGAUGUACGACGUCAGCAAAACGUACAGUAGCGCGGCAAACUUUAGCAAUACGAAGUGCGGACGAGGCUAUGUGCCUCAAGUUGACACACCGCUGAUGACGCACAAGUCGGGCACGAAUAGAAGAGCGAAUGGAACAGGGGGCUAUGGAUCGCCUUUUUCGUCUCAUUUCAUGUGUUCGCGGGAAGCUCGAUAUUGUCGAUCUUCUCAUAAAACGGCAGCCGGGAUUUGCGCCUUCAUGUCACUCUAUCUGUUCCCUCUCCCGUUCCCGCUCCGUCAAUGA